Cygnus olor (mute swan) is the source of this 2139-nucleotide messenger RNA. It is a transcript of the gene SERHL2, whose product is annotated as serine hydrolase like 2. The transcript is spliced from 12 exons. Lineage: Eukaryota; Metazoa; Chordata; Aves; Anseriformes; Anatidae. The coding region runs from base 562 to 1473 and encodes 303 amino acids. The record is from RefSeq and is a predicted model, not a curated record.
CCCGGCGAGGGCAAACGGGGUCGGACCCGGCCAUCAGCGGGCGGGGCGAGGGUGCUGGGCUGAGGACGGCGCUGCUGCAGCUGAAAUGGGCGCCUGGGCGGUGGGGGGGAGGCUCCAGGAGCAUCUGGUCAGGUCCGUGAUGGCCUCCAGGUGCCCUCAGGGCCCUGAGAGCGGUGCCCUUUUCCAGUUUGCUCCCUCUGUCCUCCUCCAUCAGGAGGGACUUGCUGUAGGGUGAUUGCAGCGGGGUGUCAGAGGGCUGUGUAAGGGGGCACAAACCCAAGACGAGUGACUGGGAAAGGGACACAGCGUGAGAGAAGUGGGGAUGGGUUUAUGGGGUGUCAGGCUGCCCAUGAGGGGCUCCAGGGACCAGAUGGGCUUGGGGGUACUGGGAGGAUAUUCAGGACACCCCUGGAAGAACCCCAGAGGCUGGGCAGUACUGGGGGGAUCACUGGAAAGCCUGGGGCUGAGUAAAAGAGCUCUGGGCCAUUAACAAGCUCCGUGGGACCUGUUUCAAGCACGUGGCUCACGGGAGACAUUGCUUGAGAGCACUUUAUUUUGGGCAUGUUCUCAGAGAUGAAGUUUCCCGUGCCCUGGGGCCAUUUGGCAGCCAAGGCCUGGGGACCCCCGGAGGGACACCCGGUGCUGUGCUUGCACGGCUGGCUGGACAAUGCCAACACCUUUGACAGGCUCAUCCCUCUGCUCCCCAAAGAUAACCAUUACGUGGCAGUGGAUUUUUCUGGCCAUGGUUUGUCGUCCCACCGACCUGCAGGCUCCCCCUACCAUUUUCUGGAUUAUGUGAGCGAUGUGCGCCGGGUAGCAGCAGCAUUGCAGUGGAGACGGUUCACCCUGAUGGGUCACAGUAUGGGUGGGGCUGUGGCAGGAAUGUUCUGUUUCCUUUAUCCUGAGAUGGUGGACAAGCUGAUCCUGCUGGAAAAUCUGGGCUUUCUGCUGGCUCCAGAGGACACUGAGGCGUGGCUGAAAUCAAAACGGAUGGUUAUCGACAGAUUACUGAGCUUAGAGGCAAGGCAGCAAGCUCCCAAAGCACGUAGCCCUGAAGCAGCAUUGCAGAGGCUGUUAGAAGCAAACAGACAUCUGACAGCUGAGGGUGGGGCGAUCCUGCUGCAGCGAGGAGCAACUGAGACACCCGCUGGGCUGGUGUAUAACAGAGACAUGAGAGUCCGUACGCAGAGUCGAGAAUCCCUCACCACGGAGCAGUGCGUGAAGCUCUUGCAGAAGAUCCAGGAUCGUGUUCUCAUCAUUUUAGCACAAGAUGGACUCUUGGUACCGCGCAAGCUGGAGAGCAAAAACCACUUUGUGAUAGCCCUACGGGAGGCAUUCGAGCGUACCCUCAGAGAGCACAUCCAGCUAGUAGAGGUGCCCGGGAGUCAUUUUGUGCACAUGAACGAGCCUGAGGUGGUGUCCGGGAUCAUCAGCAACUUCCUGACAGCGCACGACACCAGAGCAAGGCUCUAGGCAGGUUCCACUGCAGCAGCAGUUCAGAACAGGGAGCUAAAAGCAGACUCCGGAGGAAUUGUCACCUUUCCUACCUCACAUCCAACAGCGGUUUCACGAUGCUCAUUCCUAAGCUGAACUUGUUGAACGGGUGGAAGCAGAUCUGCUCAUUUGUCCAAGGGAAAAGGAAUUUUUCCUCCACUUCUAGCUCUGGCAGUGCAGGGUUAGAUACCCAGUGGCCUUCCCUUUGCUUACUCCUAACUUUUGCACCCUGAAACAGAGCAGGAAUACAGGCACAGGCAUCCUCUGCGGGAGCAGCAGCAGCACCAGCUGUAGCACCGCAAGAGAGGGGUGGGGUGGCUCAUUCUUGACUCCCCUCUGAGCAUGGUGUGAUCAGUCUCUUCCCAGGGUUAGACCCUCUGAAAAACACAGGAGCGUUCUGCUUCUCUGCUUAUUUCCAUGAGUACCUGAGCUCAGAGCGCCUCAAUCUCUCUGUUCUACUGCUGCUUUUUAAAAAAACUUGGCUUACAUGAGAGCUCACCUGAGCACAGAAGGCCAUUUCAAUGAACUCGUAGGGAAUGAGACAUUAAUCCUCUAGCUGAAACAGCUGGGAGAACUACUAGUAAUGGAAAAGUUGGCAGAGAUGAUUUCUGUCCUUCUAAAUAAAGAUUGAUCUUCUACUGUUAA